GGGCUCUACUUAGCUCUAAACUCUUGCUGACUGCCCAGGCGUGAGAGGAGCAAGAGACAGCCAUAGCAGCCAAGAAUUGGAGCCAGACCAGGAGCCCGAGACGGAAUAAGGUUUGAAGCUGGAGCAGCAGCAGUAGCAACCGAAGAAGUGGGAAAAUGCUGGUUAUUUUAGUCCUGCUCACUUCCUUCCUUUCACUCUUGUAUGUGACAGCUCCAUCCAUCAGGAAGUUCUUUGGUGGUGGAGUUUGUAGAACAAAUGUGCAGCUUCCUGGGAAGGUGGUGGUGAUCACAGGUGCCAACACGGGCAUUGGCAAGGAGACGGCCAGAGAGCUGGCUCGCAGAGGAGCUCGAGUCUACAUUGCCUGCCGAGACGUACUGAAGGGGGAGUCUGCGGCCAGUGAAAUCCGAGCAGACACGAAGAACUCCCAGGUGCUGGUACGGAAACUGGACCUUUCUGAUACCAAAUCCAUCCGUGCCUUUGCUGAGGGUUUCCUGGCAGAGGAAAAACAGCUCCAUAUUCUGAUCAACAAUGCGGGAGUCAUGAUGUGCCCCUUUUCUAAGACAGCAGAUGGCUUUGAAACCCACCUAGGAGUCAACCACCUGGGCCACUUCCUUCUCACCUACCUGCUCCUGGGAAGGUUAAAGGAAUCUGCUCCGGCACGAGUGGUGAACCUGUCUUCAGUGGUUCACCUCAUGGGCAAGAUUCGCUUCCAUGAUCUUCACGGUGAUAAGCGCUACUGCCGUGGUUUUGCCUAUUGCCACAGCAAGCUGGCCAAUGUACUUUUCACUCGCGAGCUGGCCAAGAAGCUCCAAGGCACAGGAGUCACCACCUAUGCGGUGCACCCAGGCAUCGUCCGCUCGGAGCUGGUGCGCCACUCAUUCAUACUGUGCCUGUUCUGGCGACUCUUCUCUCCCUUCAUCAAGUCAGCACGGCAGGGGGCACAGACCAGCCUGCACUGCGCGCUGGCUGAGGGCCUGGAGCCUCUGAGUGGCAAGUACUUCAGUGACUGCAAGAGGACCUGGGUGUCCCCCAGGGCCCGAAAUAAGAAAACAGCGGAGCGCCUGUGGGAUGUCAGCUGUGAGCUUCUAGGAAUCCAGUGGGAAUAGCUUGUGGGAAGGCCAUGGCUGUAUCAGGCCCAACCCAUGCCAUCAUGAAAGGAGACCAAAGAGAAGGCCAACCCUAAAGGAUUGUCUUGUUGGCGUCUGAUGUUGCUGUGAAUGCUGCCUGUUCUCAUCCUCCUGACCCUCCUGGGAACCUUUAAAUACACAGCCCUGCUGUGAAGCGGCAUGGCACAAGACUUGCACAUGUACUGACCAUUCUUGAAGAUUUAGAGAGUUGGCAAGCUUCUGUAUUAAGAGGACUGGGCAGAUCCCAGGCUGGACGUGAGGUGUAUAUGUGGGAGGGAGUGUGGGAGGGGAGUGGGAGAAGAACCUAAGAAAUUAGGUCUGUUUCCUCAACUUCGCUGGAAACACUAAGUAUGUGAGUGCAGCUGGGGGUCCAGGUGCGUCAGCAUUGCAUAUUUCCAGGGGAAAUAUGCCUCAUAGUCUUGAUGGGCUUCUUUCCUCUUUGAAUGCAAUACAGAUCUAGACCCUGGAAUCUGGAUAACUCAGGAAAAUCAUGGAUGACUUGGACCAAAUUUUCUUCCAUUGGGAAGCUGGGAGCCACUCCCAGAUGUGAAGCUGGGCCUUCCCAUUUUCUGUCAUGUACAUGAUCUCCUUUUUCUAAAGAGUUCUCUUC
Molecule: messenger RNA, 1737 nt
Organism: Dipodomys ordii (Ord's kangaroo rat)
Lineage: Eukaryota; Metazoa; Chordata; Mammalia; Rodentia; Heteromyidae
Gene: Rdh12
Product: retinol dehydrogenase 12 (all-trans/9-cis/11-cis)
Exons: 7
Coding region: 156-1106 (316 amino acids)
Source: RefSeq, a predicted model, not a curated record